Psammomys obesus (fat sand rat) is the source of this 1256-nucleotide messenger RNA. It is a transcript of the gene Wnt10b, whose product is annotated as Wnt family member 10B. Bases 1 to 1170 code for a protein of 389 amino acids. Gene Ontology annotation, cellular component: extracellular region. The record is from RefSeq and is a predicted model, not a curated record. Gene Ontology annotation, biological process: multicellular organism development; neuron differentiation; canonical Wnt signaling pathway. The transcript has 4 exons. NCBI's taxonomy places the organism in Eukaryota, Metazoa, Chordata, Mammalia, Rodentia, Muridae. Gene Ontology annotation, molecular function: cytokine activity; frizzled binding.
AUGCUGGAGGAGCCCGGGUCUCGGCCUCCGCCCCUGGGCCUCGCGGGUCUCCUGCUCCUGGCUUUGUUCAGUCGGGCUCUGAGCAAUGAGAUUCUGGGCCUAAAGCUUCCCGGGGAGCCGCCGCUGACGGCCAACACCGUGUGCCUGACCCUGUCCGGCCUGAGCAAGCGGCAGCUGGGCUUGUGCCUGCGCAGCCCCGACGUGACGGCGUCCGCGCUCCAGGGCCUGCACGUCGCCGUGCACGAGUGUCAGCACCAGCUGCGCCACCAGCGCUGGAACUGCUCGGCGCUGGAGGGCGGCGGCCGGCUGCCACACCGCAGCGCCAUCCUCAAGCGCGGUUUCCGUGAGAGCGCCUUCUCCUUCUCCAUGCUGGCUGCCGGGGUCAUGCACGCUGUUGCCACAGCCUGCAGCCUGGGCAAGCUGGUGAGCUGUGGCUGCGGCUGGAAGGGUAGUGGUGAGCAGGACAGGCUCCGGGCCAAGCUCCUGCAGCUUCAGGCGCUGUCUCGGGGCAAGAGUUUUCCUCACUCACAGCCAGGCCCUGGCCCCAGCUCCGGCUCCGGCCCUGGCCCCCAGGACACGUGGGAGUGGGGUGGCUGUAACCACGACAUGGACUUCGGGGAGAAGUUCUCUCGGGACUUCUUGGAUUCCAGGGAAGCUCCUCGCGACAUCCAGGCUCGGAUGCGAAUCCACAACAACAGGGUGGGGCGCCAGGUGGUCACAGAAAACCUAAAGCGGAAGUGCAAGUGCCACGGCACCUCAGGCAGCUGCCAGUUCAAGACGUGCUGGAGGGCAGCCCCAGAGUUCAGGGCCAUCGGGGCGGCCCUGAGGGAGCGGCUGGGCAGGGCCAUCUUCAUCGACGCCCACAACCGCAAUUCCGGAGCCUUCCAGCCCCGCCUACGGCCCCGCCGCCUCUCGGGGGAGCUGGUCUACUUCGAGAAGUCCCCCGACUUCUGCGAGCGGGACCCCAGCGUGGGCUCCCCGGGCACGAGGGGACGGGCGUGCAACAAGACCAGCAGCCUGCUGGAUGGCUGCGGCAGCCUGUGCUGCGGCCGUGGGCACAACGUGCUCCGGCAGACGCGCGUGGAGCGCUGCCACUGCCGCUUCCACUGGUGCUGCUUCGUGCUGUGUGAGGAGUGCAAGGUCACGGAGUGGGUCAGCGUGUGCAAGUGACGGGGCCUCGCCGCCCUGGGGCCGAGGGGGACCGCCGGGCAGGGGCGCUCGCCUUCAGCCCUCCGCUCUGCUUUCUGUGCAGGGUU